AUGGUCGCCAAGUCGUCGACCAAGAAGACGCGUGUCGCAGCGUCCCAUGCUCCGAUUGCGACCCGAAAAGCCUACAAGACGGACCCGAGCGCCGGGAGGAAGCGAGCACCGACCUCAAACGGCGGCAGCGCGGCUGCGAAGCUCGCAUCGCAGCACCUGUCCCACGAGCAAGUAUCGACGCAGUCCGCCGGGCGCAAGCGGAAGUGGGAUGGCCCAGGGACAAGUGCAGGUGCAGCCCAGAACGUUGAGCCGAACCCGACCAGAUCCAAGCCAGCACCCUCGACCACCGCGACCACCAGUCUCAGGACCCAACCCGAUGAGAUCGACUUCGUUCGCGGCGGCGGGACUCACCUCACCCAGGUCGAGCUCAAGGAAGCGCAGUUGGAAGGAAUUCACGAAGCGGAACAAGACACAAAUCACGUGAGUGGGUUUGUACAUGACGGGUGGGCUUGCCUUCCUCGGGGUUAUGGUCAGCCUGAGCUGAUCAGUGCAAGCGAGUGUCUUCUCGUCUUCGCGUCGCCAGGGCGAUUCGAUGCCCGACGGCAAGAAGGACAAGAGCAAGUCCAAACGCCGCAAGUUGGAAAGGGUCCAGCGGUCCCAAGUCGAAGACAAGAAUCUCUUACCCAAAGAUGCGGUCCGCAUCGAACAUCUCAACUACAAGGUACGCUGGCUGGUCCCUUAUCCUGGCACCCCGAAGGUCCUGUCGAGCUAACCGCCUUUGAACGGGAUGAUCACAGCGGUUGGUCCCGGGCACCAAGGUACUCGCGCAGAUUGUUGCAGUGCGACCCCUCGAAUUGAUCGUAUCCUUGCCCAACCAACUUCUCGCCCACGUCCCCAUCACCAACAUCUCGGACGAAUACACUGCCCUGCUUGAAUCUGCCGAAGAUAUGUUGUCGGGGGAAGGCGAGGAUGAGCAAGACGAUGACGACGACGACGACGUUGAUGCCAGUAGCGACCCCGGCGAUGGCGCAACGAGACCCGAACACUCUGGGAUUUGCAACUUGCCAACACUCGCGCAUUGGUUUCGCGUCGGGAUCUUCGUCUCGGCCAUCGUGAUCACAUCGAAGCGACCGGACGGGCGCGGCAAGGCUACUCGCCGAGAAUCUGAUGAUCUUGUCCGCGCUGCUCGGACGAUCGAGCUUAGUCUGGUCCCAGGCAAAGUCAACGAGGGCGUUUCCAAAGCGGAUCUCAAGACUGGCUUCACCCUGACCGCUGUAGUCCGGAGCAUCGAAGAUAACGGUUACAUUCUCGCGCUCGGCGUCGAUUCGAUGUCCUCUUUCUUGCCCUUCGAGAACGCCCAGAAACUUCAGCCGAGCCCGCUUUCUCAAGGGCAAGUCAUAUCUUGUCGCAUCAAGGACGUCAACGAGAACGGCAGGACGUGCACCGUGACCGUUGGUGAAGCCGAGGUUACCGGCUCCACAGUAACCGCCAUUUCUUCGAUCAAUUCGAUACUGCCCUGUGCACGCGUCACUGCCAUCGUAACGGCCAUCCUGCCGUCUGGCCUCAACGUCAAGCUUUUCGGUCUCUUCACAGGCACCAUCGAUUGGUUCCACCUUGACGGUCGCGACCCCGAGACGGACUUCAAGGUCGGCCAAAAGCUGCAUGCACGAAUUCUCUGGGACUCGAUCGGUUCGAUCCCCAAAAGGUUUUCCUUGUCGAUCAACCGGCAUGUCAUGGCGAAAGACGUUGCUCGGAACGGACAGAGCACAAGCGUACCUCUCGAAGAGGAAUUCCCAAUUGGACGCAUCAUGGAACGUGUGCGGGUUGUGCGAAUGGAUGACGAAUGGGGUCUUACAUGUGCACUCGAGCGCCCCGACGACGAGCGCGUUAUCAUUUUCGCCCACAUCUCAAAGCUCACUGACGAUCACCUCGUAUCUAUCCCCAAGAAUGGACCAUGGAAAGUGGGGUCCAUCCAUCGAGCUCGCGUGAUCGGAUUCUCCGCUCUCGAUGGUCUUGUACAGGUCUCCUUGCAACCUUCGGUCCUUGAGCGGGCUUUCAUGCGCGUCAACGACGUCAGGGUCGGGGAGGUCAUUCGAGGCACUGUCGGGCGUCUUACAGACACGGCCCUUUUCGUGUCCAUUUCGGGUAACGUCGAUGGCGUAGUGUGGCCAAUACACUACGCCGACAUUCGCCUGAGGCACCCAGAACGGAAGUUCAAGCCCGGCGCGAGCGUCAAGGCGAGGAUCCUGUCGGCCGAUGCUGACCGGAACCGUGUCGUUCUCACGCUGAAGCGUCAAUUGGUUGCUUCGGAGCUACCGAUGAUCAAGUCCUAUGACGAUGCGCAGAUUGGCCAGUUGACUCACGGAACCGUGACCAGGAUUUUGGACAAGGCUGUCAUCAUCGAGUUUUUCGGGGGCGUGCGGGCGCUCAUUCCGGCCACGGAAGCUGCCGAAGAGUACACCUCCAACCUCGGCAAGAUCUUUGAAGUUGGCAAGGUCGUCGAAGUGAAGAUCAUUCGUCUCGACCCCUCCGCUAAAAAGAUCACCGUUUCGUACCGCCAAGCCCGGGGCCAUCUCGUCGUCAAGGACCGAGAACCUGUCGCUUCGUCUUCGACUGCCGGCUUGGUCGACGGAGUCAAGAUCGGCGAUCUCACCAGAGGUGAGAUCGCACAGAUUCAUGAAACCAACGUCGUGUUGAGAUUGCGGCCCAGCAAUGUCAAAGCUCUCAUCUCGUUUGCUACGCUCAGUCGGCAUCGGGCGGUGUCAGUGCAAGAACUCCGCCAGGAUCUCGCCAUCGGAGAUGUCCUCGACGACCUUGUCGUCGUCUCAAGAAACCUCGACAAGGAUCUAGUCAUUGUCGGUCUCGUGCCCUCGAAACCGAAGAAGGCACAAGACGCGACGACAGGUUCGCGGCCAUGCACCUUCGAGUCAGUCAAGCCUGGCCAAGUGGUCCAAGGCAAGGUGUCCGGAGUAGUCCCCAGCGGGUUAUUGGUGCAAUUGUCGCGUAAUCUGCGUGGCCGUGUCCCACGCACAGAGAUUUGCGACGACUUCGAUCGAUGUGGGUCCUCUGAAUACGAUCUUGGUGCCACUGUCCAGUGCGCGGUCCUUUCCGUCGAUGACGACCGUCGACGCGUAGCCCUAUCGCUUCGAGAAUCGCGACAUUCUGCAGGCGCGCAGGCCACCGAUCCUGCAAUCGAGGAACUGGGUGAUCUGAAGGUCGGUCAAACAAUUAGGGGCUUUGUCAAGAACAUUGCAAGUCAAGGGCUGUUCGUGUCCCUCUCCGACACCAUCACCGCUCGCGUCCUCAUCAAGGAACUUUUCGACGAGUUCAUCAAGGACUGGCAAGCCAAGUUCGUUGUAGGGCAGCUUGUCACGGGCAAGAUCAUGUCUGUCGAUCUUGUCAAUGGUCAAGUGGAAAUGUCAUUCAAGAGCAAGUCCACGACAUCGCCUGCAACCGGUCGUGAUGUGUCCGGUCUCAAAAAAGGACAGCUGGUGACCGGCGUCGUCAAGCGCGUCGAGCCCUACGGCGCUUUCAUCAGACUCGAGGGGUCGGGGAUCACUGGACUUUGUCACAAGUCAAAAGUCACAGAUGAUGACAAGAAGGCUUGGAACGAGUGCGUCAAAGAGGGCGACAUGGUCCAUGCCGUUGUGUUGGACGUGAAUCAGGAUACGAAGAAGGUGUCGCUGGGCCUAAAAUCGUCGCUGAUCGAAGAAAGUUGGUUAAAAACAGCCACCGAUGAGGAUGAUGAAGACGAAGAGCGUAAUGAUGAGUACGAGGAUGAGGAUGAGGAGGCCGACGACGACGACGACGAUGACGAUGAUGAUCGCGCUGAAAGUGAUGAUAUCUCUGAGUCGGAGUCGAGUGACGAUGACCCUGAGGUUGGCUCAGACUCUCCUGAUGAGUUGGAUACUGCUGCUUCUGGUGGAGCCGAUGUUGUAAUAGGUGUAAGUCCUUCUCUUCUCUCAGAAUUGUACUGUGGGUAACGACCUGAGACUAGAUUGCAAUUCUGUUCACAGCCUUCAACAAUCACCUCCCGUGAAUCCAUCGACGCCCUCAAGGCCAAAGCGGCCCCUCUGCAGGUGCCCACGGCGUUCAAUUGGGAUGGAGAUGAACGGACGGACGGAGAGCAGAGUAGCAAAUUCGCGGACGACGACUCUGAUUCCGAAAACUCGGAGGGUGGUCGCCUGCGACCGGAGCUGGCGACCGUCUCCGGUCCCUCAGCUGCGGAGGACCAAGCACAGCUCGAGAAGGCACCGUCAUCUGUUCCCGAUUUCGAACGGCUCUUGCUCGGCUCACCCGGGUCCUCGUUUCUGUGGAUCCAGUACAUCGCAUUCUUCGUUUCGCUAUCUCAGCUCGACAAGGCGCGCGAGAUUGGUCGUCGAGCCCUCAACACCAUCAGCUUUCGCGAAGAGCUGGAAAAGCUCAACGUCUGGGUGGCACUUUUGAACUUUGAAAACGUCUAUGGUUCUCGAGUUGAACUAGAUGCCCUCUUCAAGGAAGCUGUCCAGGCGAAUGACUCGAAGACGAUCUACCUCCGUUUAAUCGACAUCUACGAACGAAGCGGCAAGUUUGCGGAGGAGGAAGAACUAUUCGGGCGCGUCGUUAAGAGGUUUUCCCAGUCGUCAAAAGUAUGGACGAUGUUUGCGCAAUUCUAUUUUGCGCAGUCGCGAUGCGAUGAGGCUCGUGACCUGCUCCCGAGGUCGCUCAAAUCGUUGGAGAAGAGGAAGCAUGUGAAGACGGUCACAAAGUUUGCGCAGCUCGAGUUCAAGCUAGGUGACCCGGAGCGUGGGCGAACCAUUUUUGAAGGUGUGGUGCAUACGCAUCCCCGACGACUCGACAUCUGGCUUGUCUAUAUUGACAUGGAGAUCAAGCUCAGAAACGUGGUCGGUGUCCGCGCGCUGUUUGAUCGGAUCUUGGCCACCAGGCUGUCUAGUAGUAAGCAUUUAAGACGCUCCGAAUGAAGUUGUGUCUGAAGAAACUGACUCCUCUUCCAUAUGUGCGCCGUAGAGAAAGGCAAAUCGGUGUUCAAAAAGUGGCUCGCCUUCGAGAAAGACCUUGGCGACUCGCAAGGUGCUGAUGCUGUAAAGGCUAAAGCUCUGGCAUUUGUAGAGUCAUUGCAUGUCUAG
Molecule: messenger RNA, 5066 nt
Organism: Microbotryum saponariae
Lineage: Eukaryota; Fungi; Basidiomycota; Microbotryomycetes; Microbotryales; Microbotryaceae
Source: the annotation of a GenBank genome assembly